GCUUUAGUGGGGCAAUGGGGGAGUGGGGUGGGAGGGUAGUUACUAUUCCCCAAUUAUAAACUCCACAGAGAAAGCCUCCCAUCCGCUAUGUCCCAGCACCUGGUUCAUACCUGUUCUGAAGCUCUUAACUGAGUAUAUUGCAAUGAUAUGUUUAUACAGCUAGUUUUCUUUAGACUGACUUCUUCAAGGCCAGGGACUGUCUUACUCAUUUUUAUAUCCUGCAGGCUUUGCAAAUUGCUGGUGAAUAGCUGGGACUCAACAACAGUUUGCUAAGUUAAUGAAUGAAACAAUAAAUCCAACUUCAAUGCUACACAACACAGCAGAUAUUCAUUCAAAUACGGUUUAAAAGACCUGGAGGAUCCAGUUCUCCUUAGAAUUCCCAAGGGACCCUGAACAUGCCAGGGUGUAUUAUGGAGUGGUUGCAUCUAGCAGAGGGGGAGGAUGACCCAAACACUAAGUAAUCCAGGUUUGGGCUGGAAAACAAGGUUGAAGUUACUCAUUAGCAGGUGAAAGGGUCAAGGGUUGAGGCAAGGGGCUGGGAGCAGAGUGGACUAAGCAGCCAGCAGGGGAGAGAGCAGCUAAGGCACCAGCCACUCCACAUAGAAUACCAGCUCCCUCCUGCUGGAAGAUGUUCCACCAAAUUUGGGCAGCUCUACUCUACCUCUGUGGCAUUCUCCUUAACUCUAUCUACCAGUGCCCUGAGCACAGUCAACUGACAACUCAGAGUGUGGAUGGGAAAGAGUUCCCAGAGCCCCACCUGGGCCGGUGGUACUUUAUCGCAGGGGCAGCUCCCACCAAGGAGGACUUAGUGAUUUUUGACCCUGUGGACAACAUUGUCUUCAACAUGGCUGCGGGCUCUUCCCCCACGGAGCUCCAGCUUCGCGCUACCAUCCGCACGAAAAAUGGGCUCUGUGUACCCCGGAAAUGGACCUACCACCUAACUGAGGGGAGCACAGAUCUCAGAACUGAAGGCCGUCCCGACAUGGAGACCAAGCUCUUCUUCAGCACAUGCCCAGAUGGAAUCAUGCUGAAAGAGACAGGCCAGGAUCGCUCACCACACCCUCCUGAGAAGUGUGUGGAGGAAUUCCAGUCCCUGACCUCCUGUCUGGAGUCCAAGGCCUUCUUACUAACUCCCAGGAAUCAAGAGGCCUGUGAGCUGUCCAGUAACUGACAUAUGGCUUCAGCUGUGCCCCCAGAUGGAUAUAGUAGGAGCUGAGAUAAUAGGGAGAGGAGAACCUGGAGACUCCCAACUCCCUCUCAAGAAUAAUAAAGAUCAUUUUUCAAUUGGGGUUUAUUU
Molecule: messenger RNA, 1297 nt
Organism: Manis pentadactyla (Chinese pangolin)
Lineage: Eukaryota; Metazoa; Chordata; Mammalia; Pholidota; Manidae
Gene: APOM
Product: apolipoprotein M
Exons: 6
Coding region: 629-1171 (180 amino acids)
Biological process (GO): cholesterol efflux; high-density lipoprotein particle clearance; high-density lipoprotein particle remodeling
Cellular component (GO): very-low-density lipoprotein particle; high-density lipoprotein particle; low-density lipoprotein particle
Molecular function (GO): phospholipid binding; lipid carrier activity
Source: RefSeq, a predicted model, not a curated record